This is a messenger RNA of Emiliania huxleyi CCMP1516, 2638 nucleotides long. RefSeq lists its product as hypothetical. The record is from RefSeq and is a predicted model, not a curated record. The transcript has 2 exons. Lineage: Eukaryota; Haptophyta; Isochrysidales; Noelaerhabdaceae. The coding region runs from base 1092 to 2594 and encodes 500 amino acids.
UCUGCACCGUAGGCGAUUUCGACCCCGAGUGCGAGGACAUGCUCAACGUGCGCCGCUCUGCGGCGCUGCGCAAGGCUCUCCGCACGCAGCAGCGCGGUCUCGACCGGCUGCGCGAGGCGGCAGGCUCUGCCACGGGCGGACUCGAGCGCUGCCUCAACGGCGCCCCCUCCGACGCUGCGCCGGGCGCCGCUCCGGCUGCGGCUGCGGCUGCGGCUGCGGCUGCGGCUGCGCCGGAGGUUGCGGCGUGGGAAGCAUCGGGGCUCGCGCCCUGCUGUACCGGCAUGGCGGGCGAUUCGGAUGCACCGAUUGCCGCACCGUCAGCACCAUCGCCGUUUUCUGCGGCCUCUGCGCCGCCACCGCCCGCGCCGCCGCCCGCUGUAGAGUGUCGGGCGGCAGGCCCGGUGGCGGCGGUUCCCCUGGCGGCAGGCCCGCCCGCCGCGGCACACGAGGACGCGGCCGUCGCCGGGCCGCCACGCGGUGUGUUGGAGGGCCGACUCUGGCACGAGGGCGGGACGGUCCGCUUCGCGACAGAGGGCAGGGUGGUGCUGCAGGGGGCAGCUGUACCGCCGGCGGCGCGGACAGCAGAGAUCUCGCCGGCGUGGCGCCCCGUGGUGGCGGUGGCUUUGCCGCGUCCAGCUUACGAUGCAGCAGCCGGCGAGGGAGGGCAGCUACACGGCGUUCUUGCGCCCCGCGCCCAUCGACACGCCCGCCCUCCGCCCGUCUCCCAAAGAGCCAGCCCCCAGCCCCCCCUUCCCUUGCGCGCCUCGACGGAUUUCCCUCUCCGUGCGCCAGGCGACCCGAGCAGCCGGGCCGAGGCUCUGCAGCUGGCGAUGGCGAGAGACGCCGCCGCGGCACUUGCCAGUGAGGUACCUGCCCCGCGGGCGGGCGAAGCGGCACGGGCCAGUGGCGCCGUGUCUACGGGGGUGGGCGUGGCGGGGGGCGACACGCCGCUUCCACCUCGCCCCAUCGCGGCUGCCGACGUGCCCCGUGCUGCUGUCGAGUUGCAAGCUCGACCGCCGCCGCCGCCCCCUCGCGCUGCCGAUGUUGUUGCGGCCACCACAGUACUCGAAGGGAGAGCGGUGCCUUCGACGAUGCUUUCGCACCGCUCUCCCGCUUCGCUUCGCUCGUCCGCUCUGCUGCAAGCGACGCACCACGUCGGCGGCAGCAGUGGUAGUUGCGCUCCUCCAGCCUGCGCCCCUGGCUGCGUACCGCUCCCGGCCAACUUCGACGCGGAGCGCUCUGUCGUGGCGGCGGGCGGCGCGGUGGGCGGCAUGGUGCAGCGUCCGACGUGCGAGCGCCCGACCUCGUUUGGCGAGAGCGCGGUGGGCGUCUACGGCGCCGGGUGGGGAGAGCACAGGCGUGAUCCGACAGGCGCGGUGGGGUUGCACGGUUGCGCAUCGCUUCGCCCACCCCCGCGCCGGGGAGGCGGCGACGCCAGCAGCGAGCCGGCGAGCACAGAGCCGCCGCCGACCGAGGGGGGAGGUAGUAUGCCGCUGGCCGAGUGCGGUUUGCCCGACGACGUGGCGGGCGCGAAGGCGGAGAGCGACACCGCCAACUCGAGCAUCACGGGCGACCACAAGAGCGACGUGUGCCGCGGCGACGCAAGCAGCACCGGGAUGAGCGGCGCUGCCUCGGAGCACGGGAUGGGCGGCGCUGCCUCGGAGCACGGGAUGGGCGGCGCUGCCUCGGAGCACGGCUCGGAGGAGGGGCUGCUCGACAGCAUCAAUCUCGACUCGAUGUGCGCGUACGCCGCGAUGGGCGACAGCCCCGCUGUCGAAGCGAGCAUCGUGUCCUCUCUCACGUCGCCGGGGGCGCAGCGGCCGGCGCAGCUGCUCGCGGCACACCCCGUCGCCGGCGGCAACGGCGGGCUGCAGUUUGCAGACUUCGGAGCACCAGCUUGCGCACCGAGCGGCGUGCCGAGUGGCGCGCCGGGCCUCGCGAUGGGUUGCGCGACGGGAGGGGCGCUGCUCUACCCGCCGGCUUACACGUUCCCGGGGUCGAGCAGCUGCAACCGCGACGGUCGUGGGAUGGUCUCUGGCGGCUGCUCCUAUGCCAUGGGCGCGUGCUCCCCGGCCUGUGUGGCGCGGCAUGCAGGGCCCGAGGGGUGGCCCACUGCCCAGUACGCCACAGCGAGGUGCUCUCCAGGGCCGGGUGCCUCCUCGUACGUCCCCUUGCAGCAGAUGAUGGCGGCCUCCGGCCUCGCUUUCCCGUGCUUGCCUGGCGCGGCCUUGCCCGACCUCCUGGGGCCGUCGAAGCGAGAGGUCCGGUGCGCGGGGGAAGCGAGCACAGAGCGGCCCCAACCGGCGCGUCCAGUCUAUCCAGGAGAUUGCGUAAACGGUUGCAGUUUGCUGCCGCAGCAGCGAGGCACGCAGCACCAGCUGCUUGGGAUUGCGCCUCAGCAUGCGCAGCUUCAGGCCCCGUGCUUGCCACAUCUUGCAGCGAUGCUGAUGGAUAGUCCUGGAGCUUUGGAGCCCAAGCCCGCGGCACGCCGCGCCCGUGGCGGCCGCGCCCGUGGUGCAAAGCCAGGGAGCGAGUCCUCAGUCCAAAACGAUCCGCCUGUGGCAUGGGAUAUUGCGGAUGUUCUGGCAGAUUAGCGUCUAGUUAUCGAUAUUCUUACUUCAGUGACCAGAGUGUGGUU